AUGACUUCUCUGGAAAACGAACAUCUAGCACACCUCCAAAUGUUGUUGGGAUCCGGUUCUCGUUCACACCAGGCGUCGGAGUUCAUCCCGCAACUGUACUAUUCGCUUUACCAGCUUAAGAAAGAUCCUAAUAGCACUUCUAAUUCGCUAAAAACGGCCACUUCGAGUAUACGUCACCGUUUGAAACAGUGCAAGGCGUAUAUAGAGCAAAAUGGCGAGUGUCAGGAGUUGCUGGGUCGCUCUUGCAGUGAAUGGGAAAAAACACUUGCGCAGCGAGAAAGAGAGCUGGAAGUAAAGAGACAGUUGCUGAAAGAUUUACAAGAACGUGUUAGCAAACUUAGCCCGGCGUGA
Messenger RNA from Lachancea mirantina, 351 nucleotides. Lineage: Eukaryota; Fungi; Ascomycota; Saccharomycetes; Saccharomycetales; Saccharomycetaceae. The record is from the annotation of a GenBank genome assembly.